Messenger RNA from Oncorhynchus keta (chum salmon), 2324 nucleotides. RefSeq names its product nucleolar RNA helicase 2-like. Gene Ontology annotation, molecular function: helicase activity; ATP binding; RNA binding. NCBI's taxonomy places the organism in Eukaryota, Metazoa, Chordata, Actinopteri, Salmoniformes, Salmonidae. The record is from RefSeq and is a predicted model, not a curated record.
AUGGUGACCAGUGAGAAGGUUCUGUGCCUUGCUCCAACAAGAGAAUUGGCUAUUCAAGUAGCAAAGGAUUUCAAGGACAUGACAAAGAAACUGUCUGUUACCUGUUUCUAUGGUGGGAGUUCCUACAACCCUCAACUUGAUGCAAUCCGCAGUGACAUCGAUGUCCUAGUGGGAACUCCAGGUCGUAUCAAGGACCAUCUACAGAUCUACAGAAUACUGGACCUGUCACAAUUGAAGCACGUUGUAUUAGAUGAAGUGGACCAAAUGCUUGAUAUGGGCUUUGCAGAACAGGUGGAGGAGAUACUUUCUGCAUCUUACCAAAAAGAUAAUGAGACCAAUCCCCAGACCCUGCUCUUCUCUGCCACAUGCCCACCAUGGGUGUAUGUUGUGGCAAAGAAGUACAUGAGGCCAACUUAUGAGCAUGUGGACCUCAUUGGCAAAAAGACCCAGAAAGCUGCCACCACAGUAGAGCACCUUGCCAUUGCGUGUCACUGGUCUCAGAGGGCUGCAGUCAUUGGGGAUGUGGUCCAGGUGUACAGUGGCAGCCACGGCCGCACCAUCGUCUUCUGUGAGACCAAGAAGGAUGCCAACGAGCUGUCAAUGAACACCUCCAUAAAACAGAGUUCCCAGUCACUUCAUGGGGACAUUCCUCAGAAGCAGAGGGAGAUCACAUUGAAAGGCUUCAGAAGUGGCACCUUUGAGUUCUUGGUGGCCACCAACAUUGCUGCUCGUGGGUUGGACAUCCCAGAGGUAGACCUGGUCGUGCAGUGCUCACCCCCAAAGGAUGUGGAGUCAUACAUUCACCGGUCAGGUCGCACUGGUAGGGCUGGCAGGGCAGGCGUCUGCAUCUGUUUCUACCAACGCAAAGAGGAAGACCAGCUCCGAUACGUAGAGCAGAAAGCAGGCAUCACAUUUCAGAGAGUUGGAGUGCCCACUCCCAGUGACAUCAUCAAAUCCUCCAGUAAAGACGCAGUGAGGUUUUUAGACUCUGUGCCUCCCCAAGCCAUUGAGUACUUCCGUGUGGCUGCUACCAAGCUGAUUGAGGAGCGUGGGGCCGUGGAUUCCCUGGCUGCCGCCCUGGCACACAUAUCAGGUGCCACUGCUCUGGAGCAGAGGUCCCUCCUCAACUCUGACGAUGGCUACACCACAAUGACAAUGAACUACUCCCAGGAGCUGCACAACAUUGGCUGCGCUUGGCGUGGUCUAAAGGAGCAGCUGGGAGAGGAGAUUGACGAUGUGAUGGGGAUGACCUUCCUCAAGGGAAAAAUGGGAGUCUGUUUUGAUGUUCCAGCUGACAAAGUAAAGGAGUACCAAGAUGCAUGGCAGGAUGGUAGGCGUUGGCAGCUGUCAAUCGCCACAGAGCUCCCUGACCUGGAGGAGAAACAGUGCAUGGGUGGUGACCGUGGAUACGGACGCUCGUUCGGUGGAUGUGGUGGUGGAGGACGGGGGGGUGGCCUUGGCUUCAGAAACGGCGGCGGUGGUGGUAGCAACUGGAGAGGAGGUGGAGGCAGUCAUAAACGCAGUUUCAGCAGUGCAUUUGAUUAUUAACCACAGACUUCCCGUUCUCUGGACUGAUGACAUGGCUGUCUGUUUCCUGCACAGCAAGCUGGUGGUUUUUACUGGUGUUUGUGAGACUGGCCAUCCCUGGCUAACCUUGUGCCCGAAAGUAUAUCCCCAAAAUAUGUAUGAGCUGAUUGCUUUGCAAUUAUAUAUUUCUCUAUCUCUACUUGUGUCAUGCCUUGGUCUUAGUAUUUUGUGUUUUCUUUAUAUAUUUGGUCAGGCCAGGGUGUGACAUGGGUUUAUUUUGUUGUGUUUCGUAUUGGGGUUUUGUAGGCAUUGGGAUUGCGGCUGAGUAGGGGUGUAGCAUAGGUUUGGCUGCCUGAGGCGGUUCUCAAUCAGAGUCAGGUGAUUCUCGUUGUCUCUGAUUGGGAACCAUAUUUAGGUAGCCGGGGUUUCACUGUGUAUUUUGUGGGUGAUUGUUCCUGUCUCUGUGUAGUUGUUCACCAGACAGGCUGUAUAGGUUUUCACGUUCCGUUUGUUGUUUUCGUAUUUGUAUAAGUUUUUUCAUGUAUCGCUAUUCUACAUUAAAGAACAUGAGUAACUACCACGCCGCAUUUUGGUCCGACUCUCUUUCGACAGAAGAACGCCGUUACAACUUGAUAAACUCAUUCAUUGGAAUGAGAUGUUUUUUCAUUAAAGGUGGUCUGAGGAAUUAAAUGGUUGUCUGCUCUAUUUUAUUUUUUUAUUUUGUAUUUUUUUGUACCUGCUCCUUUUUAUCCUAAAGAAAGAAAUUCCUCCAUGGACAUUGCUUCAUGCAUCUCGAA